Anneissia japonica is the source of this 8615-nucleotide messenger RNA. RefSeq names its product bromodomain-containing protein 3-like. Lineage: Eukaryota; Metazoa; Echinodermata; Crinoidea; Comatulida; Comatulidae. The transcript has 22 exons. Bases 454 to 4500 code for a protein of 1348 amino acids. Gene Ontology annotation, cellular component: nucleus; chromatin. The record is from RefSeq and is a predicted model, not a curated record. Gene Ontology annotation, biological process: chromatin remodeling; regulation of DNA-templated transcription.
GUACUGCUGGUCCGCCAUUGCCGUUGAUCGGAAGCUCAAGGGUGUAUAUGAAAUCCGAAAUUUGGAAUGGACACUAAGAGCCAUCCGUCGAUGCAAGGCUAUCAGCAGCCAGUUAAGAACACUGUUGAAGGGUAUUAAACGAAAAUUUUACUUGUAUGAUUUAGUUUAGAAUCGAUAAACUAGAUAAAAUCAGAGGGCGGGAAGAGCAGUCGGACGACAGUUCCAUUGUUUGUCCAUUUUGCCUGGAAGAACGCUGUCUUAAAAUUCACCUGUUUCCUGAAAAGUACCCAUUAUAUAGUACAAGCUUCCGAAAAAACACUGACAGGAGAUGCACCUGUGAACGGGGUCAAGGCAGUUAGUCAAGCUGAUGCAGCAGCUGCAGCUGCAGCAGCCGCGACCGCUGCAGUGGUAGCAAAAAACAACAAAACUAGAAAGCCACUUAACGCACCAGCAAUGAUGGAGGCAGUAGAUGCAAAGAAGGCCCAGUCACCUGUCCAAAAGAGGCACACAGGACGGAUUACAAAUCAACUCAUGUAUCUCAAGAAUGUAGUCAUGAAGAGCGUAUGGAAACACCAAUUUGCCUGGCCUUUCCAUCAACCUGUUGAUCCAAAGAAACUUGGAAUUCCAGAUUAUUUUGAUAUCAUUAAAAAUCCAAUGGAUCUUGGCACAAUAAAAAAGAGACUUGAAACAAACUACUACUACAGCGCAAAAGCCUGCAUCUCGGAUUUCAAUCUGAUGUUUACGAACUGUUAUGUAUAUAAUAAACCGGGAGAGGAUGUUGUGUUAAUGGCGCAGGCAUUAGAGAAACUGUUUUUAACUAAGGUGGCCCAAAUGCCUCAGGAAGAAAUUGAGCUUGCACCUCCAACUAAACCAGGUGCUGGUGAGGAUGGCAAAAAAUCUAAAAAAGGACCUGUACAAAGAGCGAAAUUAACAGCAGCAAUGAAUACACCAUUACAACUUCAAGAUCCAGUUUCAACAACACCAGUCGAUGCUGCCGAACCAAUUAAUUUUACACCAAAUGCAAUGCCCGAUGCAGUACAACCUGCUUUGAACAAACCAGGACUUGCUGCAGCUCCACUACAACAGUUAGUUCAACCGCAAGCUGGAGCAGUAUUACCCUCCGCAGCACAGCAAACUCAGGCUAAGGUUAAAUCAAAAGGUAUAAAAAGGAAGGCCGACACAACAACGCCCACUACAGAAGGAACAACAUCUCCCACAGAACUAAUGAUUGUUGAAAAGCCACCAAAGAUAAUGUCACGGAGAGAAAGUGUACGGGAAAAAAAACCUGUUAAACGUGAUCUACCAGACACCGCUCAGCAUUCAAAAGGAAAGAAAGCCAAACUUCCUGAACAAUUACGUUACUGCAAUAAUAUCCUCAAAGAACUUACAUCAAAAAAGCAUGCUGCAUAUGCAUGGCCUUUUCACAAACCAGUUGAUGUGGAUGCAUUGGGCUUACAUGAUUAUUAUGACAUCAUUAAGAAACCUAUGGAUCUUGGAUCAAUUAAGACAAAAAUGGAGAAAAGAGAUUACAAAAGUGCUAAUGCAUUUGCUAGUGAUGUACGAGUAAUGUUUACAAAUUGUUACAAAUAUAAUCCUCCUGACCACGAUGUUGUUGCCAUGGCCAAGAAAUUACAGGAGGUUUUUGAAUUAAAAUUUGCAAAAAUGCCAGAUGAGUUACUAGACAGUGAUCCUGAGGAGAAAGAAUCAACACCAGGCACUGCAGGUACAGAGAGAAUUAGUCACACUGGUAGUAGUGAUUCGUCGGAAAGUAGUACGGAUGCAGACAGUGAGACAGAAAGAGAAUUGAGAUUAGCAAAUUUGCAAGCGCAGCUUAAGGCAGUUCAAGAGGAGUUACAAACAUUCACAUCCACACCAGGACAAUCCAUACCAUCGGUCUCAGGAAGCAAGCCAAAAAAAAAGAAAGAUAAAGAUUCAAAGGAACAUAAGAAAAAGAAAAAGAAGGAUAAAAACAAGAAGGAACAGAAAUUGGAAGAACAGAGGAAGGAAGAGCAAAAGCAUAGAGAAGAGCUGGCUCUUCUUGAAAAGAAAAGGGAUGAAGAACGAGCAAAAGAAGCAAAAGAAAAGAAGGCAAAGCAAUCAAAGAAAGAUAGUAAAUCUACAAGAAAGCCAAAAGCAAACACAAAGACAAAUAAGUCAAAGAAACCCCCUGCUGGUACGUCAACGUCAACAGCUGUUGGAUAUGAAAGCGAAGAUGAUGACACAGCAAAACCUAUGUCAUAUGAUGAGAAAAGACAAUUGAGUUUAGAUAUAAAUAAAUUACCCGGUGAUAAACUGGGACGUGUUGUACAUAUUAUUCAAUCCAGAGAACCAUCGCUAAAAGAUUCCAACCCUGAUGAAAUUGAGAUCGACUUUGAGACACUGAAGCCCUCCACUCUGCGGCAACUUGAACGAUAUGUAAUGUCGUGUUUGCGGAAAAAACCAAGAAAACCUUACUCCUCUAAAAAUAAGACUGGAAAGUCGAAAGAAGAUUUAGACAAGGAGAGGAAAAAGGAACUUGAGAAGCGACUAGAAGACGUUAGUGGACAGCUAGAUCUAAACUAUUCAAAUAAGAAACAAUCAAAGAAAGCAGCAACACAAGAGGCUGUCGACAACAUUACUGGCCCAAGGAGACUAAGUGCCAGCAGUAGUAGCUCAUCUGAUAGCGGUAGUGGGAGCAGUAGUAGCAGUGGCUCAUCCUCAUCAGACAGUAGUGAUUCAGAAACAGGGCCAUCACCUAAAAAGAAAUCAAAGAAGCUGACUCCAGUUAAACGGCGAAAUGCUUCAAAACAGCUGACUACUCAACAGAAUACAACUCUUUCAGUAGGUGAUUUGACAUCAGGGACAGCUGUCAAUCAACCAGAAAAAACUGUCACUCAACCAGCGGCACAUCAACCACCAAGGGAAAAGACACCACCAAAACCAGCUCCAAUGUCUCAUCGUACUAUGCCUGCCAUGCCUAGCAGACCAUCCAGCAAAGCCGCUCCUCUUCCUGUUAAAAACCGAACCUCCAUUCCAUCUGUAUCAUCACCUCCAUAUGCAGGUCCUCCAAUUCCAGUCAACCCUUCAGCUCAGGCCAUUCCACAAUCUCCUGAAGUAACAACACCAGAACCAGUUCAUCCUUCUUUGGCAAUAUCUCAUAAAAGAGGGACUUUAGUUCAUCAGCAACAACAAUCAGCGAUGCCUUUAACACAACAUCCUUCUGCACUUAAUCCACCUUCACUACUGCCGUCUGCAUUACAGCCACCUGUAACGCAGCCACCUGUAUCACAACCACCUGUGUUGCCAUAUCAGGCUCCUACAAUACAAAAUUAUUUACCUGCAAGUCAACUUCCAAUACCUGUUACACAACACCAUACAUCUGAGCAUACAAUGAGGCAACCACAGGUAUCUACUUCCCAACAUGGUAACCUGCUUGCACAGUCAGGACCGAGUCAUAUGCGGACAAGACAGAACUCGGGACCAAAACCAGUCUUACCCGUGUCGCCGGUGCUUCGUCCAGACUUGCCCAUGCAAUCAACACUCAACCAACCCAAAGUUAACCACAUCCAACAUCAGCCACCACCUCAUCCUGUCCAACAAACCUCAACUCCAGUGCAGCCUUCUGCAGUAAAUAAACGGCAAUAUCCAGGUACGAGUAAGCCACCUGUGUCUCAGCGGAGAGCAACGCCUCCAAGGAACAGACAGCAAUCACCAAUCUCGGCCCAGAUCUCAUCGGAAGAUAGUCUUAUGUCGUCACCAGAGAGCCCUGUCAUACAUCACAAUAAUUCCCACCAGAAAGCGCAGCUGCCGCAUGCCACUCAACCAGUCACUCCUACCCAACCACAAGCAGUUCAAAAGACUCAGGUGCGAUCUAUGUCAGGUUCCUCGCUUGCACCUCCGCCAGAAAAAAAGCAACGGAUGGUACCGGACAGAUCCAAAGAACCAUCGCCAGUAAAAUUCACAAUAGGAGAUGUUGAUGUAACAAAAUCACAGCCAAGAACUAUACCUCAAGUGCAAGAGGAUACAAACAAUAAAACUGGUACCUUGUCCACAAGUAGCAGUUCUGAAAAUCUGAAGAAACUUGAUACACCAGGUCAGAAAAAGGAUGUUCGCAUCCCUAAUGUCAACUCUUGGUCUAACCUGGCUACAACCUUGAAUUCAAAGAACACAGUCAAGACCUCAUCAUCUAAAGCAAGUUUCGAAAUGUUCAAGAAGCAAGCUAUUGAAAAGAAAGAAAGACAAAAACAGUUUAUUUAUCAGGAAGAAUUACGGAAGCAACAGAAGCAACAAGCAGAACGAGAUCGAAUUCGGCAGGAGAGGGAAAAAUUAAGAGAAAAAGAAGAGGAGGAAGCCUUUGAUAGGGCUCGUAAAUCACAGCAAGAUAGCAUGCAGCGUCAACAAUCAAUAAAAGAAAGGGAACGUCUAAGAGAACAAGAAAGGAGGAAACGUGAAGCUAUGGCCGGUAACAUCGACAUGAAUGCGCAAAUGGAAGUCAUGAAAGAUUUUGAACAGAUGUUUUGAUGUGAAAUAAUAUUUAUUGGCGGAUUAAAUACUACAAGGCUGAAACAAUUUUCAACUUUCUUUCCAAGCAAAUCCUAUUGACUACAAGAUACAUGUGAAUUUACUGAAAAGGUGCUCUGUUUUACUGAUGCUCUGUGGAAGAAUUUUCGGAGUAGGGGUGCUUCCCCAGACCCUGUCAUGACAUUGUCGUAUGAUAGAAAAGUCUUUCGUGAAGGUGCUGACAAGAAACCUGAUAUGAGGAGAAAAAGAAUUGCAGUUGUUAUUUCAGAUGGCUAUGUAUUAUAUUUAUAUAAGACAUUGGUUUACUGUUUAAAUUAGUUAAUUUAACAAUGAGCUAAAUAUAUAAUUUAUAGAGAGAGAGAAGAAUUGUUUAUGUGUACAAACAUCCAAAUAAACGCAUAUUUGCAUGUACUGACACGUAGGCAGAUGAUAGCAGUCUGGGUUAUGUGGAAUAAACAAGCUUAAACUAAAGAAAUUGCUGUUCCAAAAGGCAUUGUUUUUGAAAAUAGUAAUACUAUAUAUGAAUCCCUAUAAUUGGAAUGAGGUUAGCAAACAUGUAACCAUGUAGUCACAUACUGAGUGGUGAUCCACUUUAAGGUAUAUUUUUUUGUGCUUGGAACUAUACACAUGAUGAAUCAACAACAGCUAUAAAAGUUAGUCAAACUCUAUUUUCAUUUGCUUCAGAUCCAGUUAUCUAAUUUCUACUUGUGUGUUUAAUUAAAUAGUUAUUAAAAACUGUACAAAAAUGAUAUCUUUAAAGUUCCAUUCGCAUAAAAGUCAACCAAUUAAUUCAAUAUGCACAAUCAUAUCAUUUUAGGUAUCAUUUAAUAGAUAAUGAUUUUGUAUAAACUAUUUAUUAGGCAAAGGAACAAGAUAAUUAUUCAUUAUUGAGCAAAAUUAUGUGUGUUGAUGAUAUAGAACAUAAUACAAUUUAAUUUUUGUACAUGUAUUAAUAUUGAUAGAAUCUUAAUAUUAUUUAUAUUCAUAUUUCUAAAUUUUGUCUUGCACUAAUGUGUACACCACUCGUGUUAACAAUGUGUAUAAAAAUAUACAAUGGUAUCUGAUAGCGCUGCCAAUUUUAAUGUACAGUCUUAUAAUUUUCCUCCUGAUUUUUUCAAACAUACUGUUAAACCAUCCUAAUAAUUUCCAUGAAACACUGAAAAAAUGAUUCAAUAUUUAUUUUCUAUACAAUUAAACUUAGUUUCAUCACCUUGAUUGCUGGCCAACACAAUUCCUAACCUCCACACUCUCCAAUAUUCUCCAUUAUUUUAACAAUAAUUUUAAAUAUGUUUUUAAACUUCAUUUUUUGCUAAAAUGUUUUGUUUUUCCAAAUUUUUGUAACCUGAAAGAAAAUAAGAUAUAAUUAAAAACUGAAUAAAAAAAACAUGUGUAAAAAAAAAAGAAAAUCGAAAAAAAAAAAAUGAAAAAGACUUGUUGUUUUUCUUGUUCUCAUUAUGUAGUUGAUUGAUUAUUAUUGUUAAUGUUUGUGUAAAGAAUACAAGAAUGAAUAGAGACAUUUAAUGUCACAAAGAGGUAUACUGUACAGUCUUUUAAUUGUCACAUAUAAAUUAUAGUCCUCUUAAAGUUAAAAAAAAUUUCCCAUGGGAAUUUUUUAAAAAUAUGAUUCAUAUUUCUGUUAUAUUUAUAUAACAUUUCCUUUCUAAAAAAAAAAUAAAAAAAUAAAUUUCUAAUAUACUCUUCAUUUAAAAAACAAAAAGGUUUAUUUCAUAUAAUAAAAUUUAAAUGACGGUACACAGAAUUUCAUCCCUACGUAUUAAUUGCAAUUUUGUAUAAUACAAGAAAAAUGCUCCUAGAUUAAUAAGUAAAUUUGUAUGUUUUCAUGGUAGUACCAUAUUAUGCUAGCAUUUUAUAUAAAAAUAAAACUUUUAUUUAGUUAUUUGGCUCUAAAAUGUCUUGUAUACAAUUUCAAGAUACUUUUUGUUUAUCAAUUAAAAUCAAUUCAAGUAACAUUGCUUAGAUUCAAAUACAACUGUCACAUUAAAAGAAGAUGUGUAAAAGUAAGCGUAAAUUACUGGGAAAGACAAACAUCCAAGAAAGAGGGAAAAACAAUAAAUGUAUUUAUUUUAACAAUCGAGAUGUUUUUAAUGAAAAUAAACUUGGAAGUGGUGUCUUAUCAAAUGGGAACAAGAUGAUAGCAAGCAUUAAAAUAUAAUAUCUUGUGGGUGUUUACAAUUAGACGACAUAGUUGGUGAUGCGACAUUUUAUUAGAAAUAUUGUCUUGCAGUUAUUGACAUUGUCUUGUCUAUUGUAAUACCAUAGGUAGUGUAGAAUAUAUACAGUGGUGGAUGUUAAUAAUCAUUGAGCCAUUGUAAAGUAGUUUCACAAUGUUACAGAUAUAGCAAUUUCUUCUUCAGUGUGUUUCUACUUCCCCCUAAUAGUUUCAUUAUUGUUUCUGUUUUAUAUAAUUGUUUUCACAUAUUUGUACUGCACUCAAAAUUUCUGUCUCAUUUAUUUUAAGUGUAUUAAGCGUUGGGUGAUAAUACUAAUUAUUACCGUAUUAAUAGCCCGCUUGUACAUAUUUAUAACUCACUGAUUUUCUGUCAUGUUAAUGCCUUUGGUUAAAAGCUGUUGUAUAGUCUUGUGUUAAAUUUGGAGUAAUACUAGUAGUGUUAGAUCGAGAAAAAAAGAGUUGAAAAGAAGGAACAUGAACAAGCUGUAAAGUGCCAGUCUUCAAUUGAAAGGUUUGGGGUUCGAGUCUGGCCACUCAUUUCAUUUUUGUCUUUAGAUUGGAUUAGUCUAGCUUUGAUUAAUGCAAUGUUCCAUUGUUUACAAACUUUAUACAAAUUUGUAAUCAAUUCUCUUUAAGUUGUACCUUUAAGUAUAUCAGUAGUAAUUUAUUGCAAUGUAUUAAUUGGAUUAUUGAUCAAAAUUAAUUCAGCAUAAUGUAUUUUUUUUUUUUGGCUGUCUGUGUAUUCACUAACAAUAAGUUAAUACUGUAACUUCGUACCAUAACAUUGUGAUUUUUAAGUGAAAGGUAGUUUUUCCAAAAUUCCUUGGAUACACAGGUCGUAAUAUGCAUUUUUUAAAAUUUGGGUUUUAUUAAUCAUUUGAAGCAAUUUAUUUUCUACAGUUAGGAGUGUCAUGCCUUCUCCAAAGACAGGUCUUCUGUGCUUCUCUUUAGUUCUACAUAAGGCUUGUUUGCCUUCAGAUUAUCUAUCGCUGCCUUCAGAUCAUCUAUCGCCCCGUUCCAUGCACUUUGCCUUCUCCAUUUCAUUCAUAUUUCAUUAUUCUCUCAAAAAUUCUAAUUCCCUUUAAGAUAUGACCAAUUUUUUCUUAUAACUCACUUUUCUUCUGUAUGUGAUUGUACUUUCUCAUAUCUUCCUCUUUUCCCAGAUCGCUUUCUGCAUUCAAUUCUCCACCCCCACAUCUCAUAAAACUACUUUAUUAUUUUAGUAGUUGUCCAUUCCAUUUGUUUUGUCUUUGCUCUAUUUCGACUAUUCUAUACCCAGGUCUCAAUAGUAAAAUAUUUCAGUUUCAAUUACAGGCACUGAUAACAAUUAAAAAUAAAUUUAUUUUGUGGUUAGCGCAGUGCAGCAGUGUGACUAAUGAUGUUACAAGCUUUGUUUUAUAAGUUAAAUUUAAAAGCAAUAUCAAUAGUUAAAAGAAUUUUUUUUUAAGGUUUGUUUACAGUAGUUGAUAUUAGUAAAGUAGUUGAAAAGUUCUCUUUUGUUUAUACAGUACAACUCCUUAUGAGAGAACAUUGUAUACUGGGGUUGGAUUUCCUGGUAGAAUUGUAUUAAACUAUUUUCGUACCAAAUAAAAAAAGAAGAUAAGAAAAUAUAAAAAAAAAAAUAUAAAAGUGUAUGCCACUGUAGACCCUUCCCCCCACCCCCAUAUUCUUGUUAGUAGGUCACCUUGCUUGUUGUAAAUAGCAUAGGUCCUUAGAAAUGUCAUGUGAUUGUUUUCUGUUUUGUGAUUUUUGUCCAACCAGCAUUGAAGUGGGUGUGGCUCCCACCAUAACAGAUUACAAAAUACAACAAUAUUCUUUAAGGUUUUUUUUUUUAGGCAAUAUGGUAUACAUCAACAAUGGAAGUUUGAAAUUCAAGAAAGUUGUCUAUAAUAUUUACAAUAAAAUACUUCUCAACAUGUAUGAA